Cryptomeria japonica (Japanese cedar) is the source of this 1073-nucleotide messenger RNA. RefSeq lists its product as uncharacterized. Lineage: Eukaryota; Viridiplantae; Streptophyta; Pinopsida; Cupressales; Cupressaceae. The transcript is spliced from 8 exons. Bases 188 to 742 code for a protein of 184 amino acids. The record is from RefSeq and is a predicted model, not a curated record.
UAAUUCUCAUCAACUCCAUCACGAAACUAGACUUAUUCAACAAGUAGUUUGUAGAGAAAUUAAGAAUACUCAUCAUCAUACUACACAAAAAAAAAGAGUUAAAACCAGAAAUGGAUUUGUGAAAGUAAGCAUUUUAAAUGCCGAAGGCUUUUUUCGUGGCGCAUGGAGGUUGAGGCGUUCAGCAAGAAUGUUCACUAAUGAAGAGAGACAGAAGCAGCGAACUGGCAAAUAUGGCACUCCCAGGGAACAAUACCUCCAGGAAUUAGUGAAUGAGUUCCAGCAGACAACUGAGGAAGAGUCGAAGGAGCAAAUUGUUGCACACUUGGCCAAUUUUGCAUAUGAUCCGUACAAUUAUAAUUUUCUUCGCAAGCUGAAUGUGUUGGACUUGUUCCUUGAUUGCCUAACAGAACCAAAUGAAAAGCUGGUAGAAUUUGGGGUUGGUGGCAUAUGCAACUCUUGUGCUGAUGCAGCAAAUGCUGCGGUUAUUGUUAAAAAUGGUGGUAUCCUGCUUAUAAUAUCUUGCCUGUCCAGUCCAGUACAAAAUACAGUUCUUUCAGCGAUUACAAGCCUCUAUUAUCUUUGCACUCCAUCAACAGAAGCAGUCUUGUUCUUCUUUGAAAUCGCAGAGAUCUUGACUCCACAAGUUAUUGAAGCUAUGAGGAAGUAUGAAGAUGCACAGUCAGUGAACAUCAAAUUUAGUAAUCUAGCAAAGGCUUUCCUGGGUAAACAUGUCAAAAGUUAAUUGAGCUUCUGAACGUUCUCUGUCAAUAUUUCCAUGCCCCCGUCCCUAGUUAAGUGGCAACAUCCCUUUGCUGCCUUAUGCUUUUGUUCGUAAGUAUAUAUGCCUGGUGCCAUACGGUGCUGUAGUGGAUAUCCAACUGUAUAUAUACUUUCUUUACGACAGAAGCGAAUAAAUGUAAUUUACAUUUAUAACUUGAUUACAAAUGUUAGCCCAAAAAGAAGAAUAAUUAUGCAUUCACCAUCAAGGUCAGUUAGUACGAACGUUGGAUAGGCAUAAAGUGCUUUAUCCUAAAUAAUUUUUGUCUCCAUUAUUUGUAGAGUUCUUGAUUUCA